CUGGUGGUCGAAUAGUGACAGGUUGUCAAGUAAUAUUGACACGUAACUUUAUGCAAUUACAAGUAACAUACAAUUAAAAAACCUUUGACACAGCUAUCGGUAUACUCGACAGAUUCUCUCCAACUGUCGUUUAACAAAGCGACUGCGACGCCGACGCGCCGGCGUCUUCGAGUCAACAAACUGUUAUUUGUAAUCACACUGCGCCUUUUUUUUAUUUGAGUCAUAAUAACUCAGUGUAGAGGAUAUUGAAGCAUUUUACAGAAUGAGUAGCAAUGCGAAAAGGACAAUCUAUGUUGGUGGAUUGGCAGAGGAGGUGGACGAGAAAGUAUUGCAUGCAGCUUUUAUUCCAUUUGGAGAAAUAGUCGAUGUUCAAAUUCCGUUGGAUUAUGAAUCAGAAAAGCAUAGAGGAUUUGCUUUCAUUGAAUUUGAAGUAGCUGAAGAUGCAGCUGCAGCAAUUGAUAACAUGAACGACUCAGAGUUGUUUGGUCGAACGAUAAGAGUAAACAUUGCUAAACCUCAAAAGAUAAAAGAAGGUUCUUCAAAGCCUGUAUGGGCUGAUGAUAGCUGGCUUCAGGAACAUGCUGGAGAGACUUUAAAGACAGACGACGCUGUAAAGGAUGACGACGCUAUUCAAGCAAAGAAAGGAAAACAGAAUCCACAGGUCUACUUCGACGUGAGUGUUGGCAAGCAGGAGUUAGGUAGGAUAAUUAUGAUGCUGCGAGCUGACAUUGUACCUAAGACAGCUGAGAACUUCCGGUGCUUAUGCACUCACGAGAAAGGAUAUGGAUAUCAAAGCAGUAUUUUCCACAGAAUAAUACCAGACUUUAUGUGUCAAGGUGGAGAUUUUACAAAUCAUAAUGGCACAGGUGGAAAAUCUAUUUAUGGAAAUAAAUUUGAUGAUGAAAACUUCGAAUUAAAGCAUACUGGGCCCGGAACUCUGUCUAUGGCAAAUUCAGGUGCGAACACUAAUGGUUCACAAUUUUUCCUAUGUACAGCACGUACCGAGUGGCUAGAUAACAAACAUGUUGUGUUUGGUCACGUUUUAAGCGGAUUAGAUGUGCUUAAAAAAAUGGAAAAAUUUGGUACCAAAUCAGGGACACCGACACAAAAAGUUGUUAUCACAGCGUGUGGUGAAUUAACAUAAAGCUCAGCUACUUUGUUGCUAUAAUUGUAUUUUUAUAAUAAUAAAUUGAUAAAAUUUAACAACAGUA
Molecule: messenger RNA, 1211 nt
Organism: Cephus cinctus (wheat stem sawfly)
Lineage: Eukaryota; Metazoa; Arthropoda; Insecta; Hymenoptera; Cephidae
Product: peptidyl-prolyl cis-trans isomerase E
Exons: 5
Coding region: 263-1144 (293 amino acids)
Biological process (GO): protein folding; protein peptidyl-prolyl isomerization
Cellular component (GO): intracellular membrane-bounded organelle
Molecular function (GO): RNA binding; peptidyl-prolyl cis-trans isomerase activity
Source: RefSeq, a predicted model, not a curated record